Messenger RNA from Amoebophrya sp. A25, 5371 nucleotides. Lineage: Eukaryota; Dinophyceae; Syndiniales; Amoebophryaceae. The record is from the annotation of a GenBank genome assembly.
AUUUAACUGAGAAUCAGAAGAAAGUCAAAGUACCUUACUUAGUGGAAGAACCCAUCAACCCUCACCCUCACCACAUCAAGAUCAAGAAGAUGCAGGUCGUCUCCGUCUCUUUGGGCCCACCUUCGCGUGGCUGCGGAGGCCACACACGCGACAUGUUGCAUGCCACGCUACAACGUGGGUACACGCCGAGUGCAUCCUCUACCUCUACACUGAAUAGAAAAGUGACGGUCUGCUCUAGGUCUAGCCCUUGCUCUUCCUCUUAUCGACCGCUACAACCGCUCGCAGAUGCGCCUCACUCGGUUUCAUCCCUUAAGGCAUCUCAAAAUCUAUCUUUUCCCGAAGGAAGCAUCUCCAUCUCGAAGAUGCAAUUACACUAUUUCAAAGGGGAAUGAAAAUAAACAGAAGUAGUGUGAGAAGAUACGUCCCAUUAAUUGGUAGGAUCAGGGGUUAUUUUUAGUUAAAGAGAUUUUUAUAUUCGCCCUGACUCCUCUAACUCUCAGCCAUUUUUAUUGCAGCAAGUGCGAUGGAAACGCAAGGGUGCAGAUCAGAUGGGAAAACCGUGUUGGCACGUACGUGGUCCAGACAAGGUGCGAGGCCGACACUACUACCCCUUUCACAAGAUGAUAGGGAGAAGUGCAAACUGGCAGAAAUACCAGGAACGAUACGUACCCCCGAGAGCAGUUGAUUAUGAUGCUGGAUCAGUUUCUAACUAGGUGUUUCGUUCCCUAAAAUAUGUAAAAAAGUUGCACCGGCGUCUGCGUCGACGUCUUUGUUGAAGAUCGCGAACGCUAUGUAUCAGCUACUUACUCGUUGUGUCAUAUCUUCAUCUGGCACAUGCCUCUCUUUACGUCGUCCAAGUCGUGUCAUUUUUUCCAACUGACUGAGACUUUUGUUCUUUUCCCUCUUCUAUUCGCCUUCCGACCUCACGCAUUCAUGUUGGAACGAAAAUGCGUCUUAUUCCGAGUUGUUAUCCGAAUUAUCGCGCGAUGCGGGAAAGCAAAGCCUGGUUUUGGUUACUGCCGAAGAAGCUAGCAGCUGCAACGAACGGCCACGAAGUUUUGGAAGCUUUUCUAAGGUUUCGACACAAACAGCCAAAAAGAAUACACCACUACCUGCAUGUGAUGACGCGGCUCAUUCAGGUCGGCGGGUGCGACUGCGCGGACUGGCGCUUCAAAUACAUCAUUUCAAGACUGCAUCCGCUCAGGAACAGGGUAAGCACCAGCUCGAGAAGUGUCGAAUCAAUGUUUACUUUUCUAUUCAUUCUUGUAUAAGUACUUUUUUGAAUCAGUCACAGCACCCACUUAUUCUUGAUUUCUAUGCAUCUCUAAUGGUGCGUUUCCUACUAUCAAGUCCUCUUCUCAGAUAGUGAAUAUGCCUCGAUUGGCUUUGAUGUAUGCCAAGUUGAAUGCGCGGCGAGAAGUGAAGGAACUUACGCGUUUUCUCUUUGCGAAAAUCGACUGGUAUUCGAUGCAACAGCUUACUUUAAGACCACUAUUUAUUAAUUCAUCUUACUCUAUCAAUCAAUAUCGAAUGCGCCGCAUGGGUUUGGGGAUCGAUCUUUCUAACGUGUUGAAAUGGAAUUCAACAAGGGCACAUCCCAACAGGACGAUUACAUGUGUGUGCUUACUUUUAGUAUUUCUUUGCCACCGAGAAAGGCAAUCCCAUUUACUUGUUACCCCACUUUCGCAUAUGGCCCUCUGCCGCUCUAAUCACUUUCAUCGUUCGAGCAUUUGCUCAAGUGAAACUCGCAGAUCCAGUCAUCCUCAAUGCCAUUGUGCGGCGUUUUAUGGACAGCCUUGAGUUUUUUCGCGAUGGUGAGUCAGAAAACGGCCUUAUGCCCGAUCCAGGAGCGAUCCUUCCGAUGAACGUCGACGGGUACUUACAUUUUUGCUUACGUAGUACUGGGAUGAUGACGAUGUUGAUUUCAUUCUGUAGAACAAAUUGCUUCAAGACUUAUAAACUGCUUUAGACAAGAAUUUUCUUGGAUAGUAUGAUGUACUCGCUGUCUGUCCUACUUACCUCACCCCUCUUAAAACUACUACGUGCGAGUUCUUCAGAUCAUCAGGAAGAGACCACUAAGCUUAUGACACCCCCGCCUCAACAUAACAGACUGCUUACUCCGGAUGGUAUCGACAGCGGCAUGCUAGAGCGUGUUCGACAGGACCCGAAUCCAAACCACCAAGCGUACACGGGUGUUCAUAACAUGCGUAAGUACAACCGGUAUCACUAUAGCCACGGCUGGAGCCGGCGCAGCCGACACGCAAAGGAACCCAUAGCCGAAUUCGAGCGUAGGCAGCGAUGGUUAGCCACGGAGUCUGCAUACGCCGACAGACGCAACAACCCGAGGGCCACCGCUGUGGAGUAUCAGCAGUCAGCUGCAUUCGCCGAUGGUGGCAGCGAUACUAGAAGUGUUGCGUCUUCUGGAGACAGAGGACUAAAGGCAAAACAACACGAUAUCGAGAUGGAGGAGGGUCCUGCAGAUGGCGAAGGCAACCUCAAUAGAAAGGAGAAUACGAGUACGACAUGUACUUCCUUAGACGGUGACGAUGACGUUAGUUUCAGUAGUGAAACUCCAGGAACCACGCACAAGACAACUGGUGAGUCAGCGCCACGCGGACGUCAGAAGCGACGAGCGCCAAAACGUGGAGGCUAUCAAGCAGGCCCAAAAUUCGACGGACAAAAUUUUCGCGAGAUGAAAAGCAAAUCGACGUCGUCGACUGGCGAAGAGGAUCUUCAGCAUGAUUUUUCUAACCAAAGCAGCAAACGGGAGAACACUGAUGUUGUUAAGAGUCGUUCCGAAGUAGUAUCACGAACGUCCUUGGAGGAAAAAUGAUUGUGGUCUGAAGAGCCCUUCUUGGUAAUUCCAGUAUUGUUCUAGUCCCUAGUAUUUCUUGGAUGGAGAAGGAGAAGGAGCAAAAGGGGAGUUUUACUAGCCCAGGGAAGAUGCUUACACAGAAAGACGCGUAAUUUCCCUGCGACCUCUAAGAAAAUUAAUGCUGCAAAAGAUGAGACUGGAGAGCAUGAUUACUUGCGACCACCGAACCUUGAGGAAUUGGUUUGUGUCUUAGAAGGUUGCGCCGCCUUAGAUUUCAAGCAUUUUGAAUUCUGUGGGACCGUUGCUGAAGAAUACAUCCUGUCGCAGGUAGUCCUGUUAGACGAUGACGCAACAGUGGAUCCCUUGUUGCUGCUUCAUGGUGCUCGAAUAGCACUCGCAUUUGCGAAACUGGGCUACCGGAAUUACAGUUUCUUUGAUUUAAGACUCGUCUAAUUCUAACGUGCUUUAUUCGGAAUUAUAUUAAAACGUCAACAGUUACUACGUACAGGUACAGUUUAUCGAUGAAAAAUGCACCUCCACGAACUUCUGGAUUUCCAUUUCCAUCACCUCUAAUCGCUGCAUUGUCGUUGCUCGUGCGUCGUCGAUUAGUUCAGGAAAUACCGCUUUCUAUCAAACUUACACCUGGAAUCCUAUUAGACGUGCUCCGGGCUUCGCGUGCGCUACGCAUCCACGACACGGAGCUGCGGAACGCUUGCCGUAUUUUUUGUCGCCAUAUGAUUCCAAAAUCAAAAAUAUGUAGAAGUGAUUGUAGCAAGCAUGCAAAAACGGAUUUGCAGCUUGUCUUCGAGUUCAAACCGUACCAUAAGGCUAGGUUGGACAAGAUCAUGAUCUGAAGAACCGCAUAGAAGAUUCAUCUUUCACCGAGAACGGUGACGUAGAGGUAGAGUGCUGCUUGCUUCCAUUCCCUCAUGAAGACAACAAAAAUCAGUUUCACACAUUGACGCUUAUGGCUACGAGUAUCCGGCACAAGAGCUCGCCUAUGUGAGCUACGCAUUAGGACAUGCGUCAGAGAAAACAAUGCAGAUGCUGAUUACGGAACACGACUGCCUGGACCUAAACGCAGCGACGGCUGUCGCUUCUCUAGCAAUUCAAAUGAAGCAUUCUGCAGCAAUGGGAGAGACUACGACUUCCAAACCACUACCACAGGCUGAAAACAAUACCGUGACAGGAUCUGCCGCUAAGAAAACUGAAGAUGCUCACGCACCCGACGAAGCAGUUUCUGAGCCCGGUGAAGAUGGGCAGGAUGUGACUUCGGCUUUUGGAUCGACAAGAGCAGUCUCUCGUGAAAAUCGAUCCACCAGCAGUUCGCAUUCGAAUCGUAAAUUAGAGCUUGCAGACGCACUUCUCGGAUGCGUUGUACGCCUCCUAACAGGUCCGCAUCGCAGAGAAUCAAGGGAGCGCUAUGACAUUGCCAAAAUUACGGCCCAUUUCCUUGUGUCCUUCUGCUUCUCUGUGGAGCAUCCUGCUUGAGGACGCCCUCGACUUCAAUCUCAAACCAGCGGUCCUUCUCAAUUGAAAACCUUGUACCAUGCUGCUAAUGCUAUUCUUUCUGAGCUACUAUCCUGAUGAUAGAUCUUCUUGCUGUACUAAGGCUAGGUGCAGGGCUGAGAGAGGAUAAUCGGCAAGAGAUUUACGAAACACUUAUCUCAGCAGCGGCGAAAAGAAAAAUUGUAGGGGCUUUUAGAGUAGUUGUUAAGAAGAUUAAGAACUCCUCCCUAUGCCGGUAUCCACGCGGAAAAUACGCAGGUAGGUUUUGGCUUAUCCAUCGGAACUCGCUCGCGACACAAAAAAAAAGCAGAGGAAUAAAAUUGAAAUGAACGCACCGCUAACAAAAUGAUGCAAGCGAUGACGCUGGCAUUGCAAGAUGGCUCUGUUCGGGAGGUCGGGAAGAACGGUGGAACAUCUACCUGCCUUAAGGCUGCUUUUUAUAGCGUAAACCCAUCUCAUCGUUGACUAACCGCAUUUUGUAGAUACUGUAUUUUUUUCGUAUUUUUCUGUACUUCAUCCUUGGCGAAGAGGCAUUGAUCUUGUAGUCGUUUACUCUAGUACUCGAAAUGUUGUAUCAUGAUGCAUAGUAGUACGUAGAAGACCAUAAAAGAUGUAGUUUACGUUGAAUGUUUGUGUUCUUUUCCUAUUGUCGGCACUUCUGCCUCUUGUUCUAAUAGUCCCUGCAUUGUAACAAGUGCAAAGGACCGCGCAACGCUUUUCCACACAUUCUGUCGUCACGUGCAUCGCCACAUGCAAUUUCUCGAAUCCUCGGACUUCAUUCGCAUUCUCAAGGCCUUUAAUAGUUAAGGCCAGUGCUAGUCUUUCAUCAUUUCAUCACCGGAGUGGAGCAAUAAAGUAAAAGUAACCGGAGUCUGAGUCGGGGGAUCUCCCCGGUGUAAAAAGGGUCAUCAAGGGGGAAAUGUUUCGAAGUAGGGAUCACUCAAGAAAUUUAAUGACUCGAGUCAGGAUGAUGAAAAAAACAAGCUCUAAAAUCGAUUCGAGUAUUGGGAUGCCCGGGUCGCUGUAACAAUUGAUUACGGCCGUUAA